This is a messenger RNA of Lathyrus sativus (Indian pea), 870 nucleotides long. NCBI's taxonomy places the organism in Eukaryota, Viridiplantae, Streptophyta, Magnoliopsida, Fabales, Fabaceae. The record is from the annotation of a GenBank genome assembly.
AUGGCUAGAGGAAAUUCAACCCUUCCCAUCUGUUUCUUCAAGAUUAUUCUUCAAACCAAUCUUCAAACUAUUAAAAUACCAAACAAGUUUACAAGAAAACACGGUGCUGCUCUACCAAAUCCAGUGAUGAUCAACCCUCCUGAUGGCACUAAAUGGAAAGUGUUUUGGAAAAACAUCAAUGGUGACAUUUGGUUUCAAAAGGGUUGGAAAUUUUUUACUCAAAAUUACUCUCUACAACAUGGUUGUUUGGUAGUCUUUAAAUAUAAAGAACGAACUUCAGAGUUAGAUCUAAUCAUACUUGGCCAGCAUGCAUUAGAAAUUGACUAUGAUUCUUCAUGUGGCAUUCUUGACGAUGAACAUGAAAACCUUGACCAUAGUGAUGAUGAAUCAGUUGAGAUUUUGAAUGAAUGGCAUAAUCAGAAGAAGCCUAGACAGAGAUCAACAUUAGCUUCUCCUAGACCACAUAAAAAAAGUAGAUGUGAGAUUGAGCAUAUUAGUCAAAGAACUACAUCAUUGAAUAGGCCAUACGAAUCUAGAGCUCGGCAAGUAGCUGAAGAAUUUAUCUCAAGGAAUCCCUUUUUCAUAGUUUUGAUCAACUCUGCUAACCUGGCAGCAAAUCGUCCGAGAGUACCAAAUUUAAAAGGGAUUAUUGAGAAUAAGACGACGAAUGUGAAGCUGCAAAUUGGUAAAAGAUCAUGGAAUCUGAAAUUGCUUCCUUCUUACAAUAGUAAAACCCACCGUUGUCUUUCGGCUGGUUGGUCGUCUUUUGCAAGGGAAAGUGGAGUGCAACCAGGAGAUGUUUGCGUGUUCGAACUGAUAAACAAGGAAGCUUUAGUUUUCAAAGUUCAUGUUUUCCAACAGGACUGUUAA